AUGACAUCCAGAGAUAAUCCUCCUACAUUUUCAGGUGGCCACUCUCCCAAGCUCCACAACGAGCCUCUACUUGGACGACGAAUUGAUGAUGAAAGACUAGGUGUUAUACAGUUUGUUUCCUUGUCUUUUCUCACAUUGGCCGCCAUUUUCCCAAAUCAAGCGGCAUAUAUUGUUGAUCAUUGGGGUGAUCCUAGCAAGACAGCUCAAGGUCUUCUGCAUUGGCCAACAGACUUCUCUCGAGACAUCCAACCAGUACCAUGCCAUUCGCACAACGAUUAUUGGCGAAAAGUGCCAGUGUAUAGCGCUCUCCAAGCUGGAUGUAUUGGUGUUGAAGCGGACUUAUGGUUGGUGGAUGACGACUUAUACGUUGGACACUCCACGUCAGCUCUUACCUCCAAUCGUACCUUCAGAAGUCUUUACAUCAACCCACUACUAGAUAUACUUACCAAACAGAACCCAACAACCAAGUUCCAUCCUAACCGUGACUCAACACUGAACGGCGUCUUCGAUACCGAUCCCGCGCAAACGCUAGUAUUACUCAUAGACUUCAAAAGUAAUGGUCACACCCUCUGGCCAUAUGUUCAAGCUCAACUAGACCCACUUCGACAGGCCGACUACCUCACAUAUUUCGAUGGCACAUCCAGGAUAGAAAGACCUAUUACGGCUGUUGCAACAGGGAACGCACCAUUCGACCUUCUCACCUCCAACUCUACAUAUCGUGACAUAUUUUUCGAUGCCCCGCUCGAUAAAAUGUCCGUGGAAGUUCCAUCGUCCGGCCAGGAAAGCAAGCAAGGCGCUUCCGGCAAUGCCCCAGCAGAUGCUUCAUUAUACAACCCUACCAACUCCUACUACGCCUCAACCAGUUUCGAUGCUUCCAUAGGCACGGUCUGGUCACACCCGAGCACCAUCCAGCUUGAGAACAUUCGCGCCCAGGUCAGAGGUGCCCACAAUCAAGGCCUAAAAGCACGAUAUUGGGAAACACCCUUCUGGCCCAGAGGAUUACGGGAUCAUGUGUGGAAUGUGUUGAUAGAGGAAGGUGUAGACAUUUUAAAUGUAGAUGAUCUCAAGGCGGCCACGCAAGGGACUUGGGGGAAAUGGAGGUGA
Endocarpon pusillum Z07020 is the source of this 1104-nucleotide messenger RNA. RefSeq lists its product as uncharacterized. Gene Ontology annotation, molecular function: phosphoric diester hydrolase activity. NCBI's taxonomy places the organism in Eukaryota, Fungi, Ascomycota, Eurotiomycetes, Verrucariales, Verrucariaceae. Gene Ontology annotation, biological process: lipid metabolic process. The record is from RefSeq and is a predicted model, not a curated record. Bases 1 to 1104 code for a protein of 367 amino acids. The transcript has 2 exons.